ACCCGGCUGGGGGCGCGGGCGAGGGCGGUGUCCAGAAAGGGGGCCCGCAAGUUCGAGGAGCACUUCCUCUCCUUUGCGCCCCACCUCAGUCCUAGCUCCCCCUGGCCGUCCAGGGUCCCUGGAAAUUGGGCUCCUGGUUUGGAUCGCGCUCCGAGGCCAUUCUGGGAUGCUCGGCAGCUGGCAGCGCCGUCGCGACCCCUGCUGCGUCCUGCCAAGGCCCCUGUGCCUGGCUUUCCGCAGCUCCCUGCACCUUCCUUAGGACUCAGAACUGGGGCCUAGCGUGCCCUCCUGCGGGAAGACCUUUCCUGCCUCCUCUACUGCCGUUCAUCCAGCCUCCAGAUCUCUGGGCAGGAAAGGCAGCGCGGAACCGCCCUGGACUUAAAGAGCUAAGCCUUCUCUGUCCCCUCGUCCCAACACACACAGCAGAGGGCGGAGGUCCAGAGAAAGUCCCACAAAGCUAUUCGGGACUCAGCGACGGCGAGUGCUAGGCAUCAGUGCAUUUACCCCCUCAGAUCACCUCCUGUGGGAGGCAGCCAGGGUUUGCACUGUGACCCUGUUCCGUGGGGAAACUGAGACCCAGGCUGGUUAUAAUAACCAGGCCCCAUUGCACUUCCCCCACCUCCCAUCAUGUAGCUCUGGGAAAGCUCGGGUCGGGUCGCUGUGACAGCGAGGUGAUCCCCGCCUCUCUGCCCUGCAGACAUGUCCUUCCGAAAAGUCGUGCGGCAGAGCAAAUUCCGGCAUGUGUUCGGGCAGCCAGUCAAGAAUGACCAGUGCUAUGAGGACAUUCGAGUGUCCCGUGUUACCUGGGACAGCACUUUCUGCGCAGUGAACUCCAAAUUCCUGGCAGUGAUUAUAGAGGCCAGCGGUGGUGGAGCCUUCCUGGUGCUCCCCCUAAACAAGACGGGCCGCAUUGACAAGGCCUAUCCGACAGUGUGUGGGCACACUGGACCUGUCCUGGACAUCGACUGGUGUCCCCACAAUGAUGAAGUCAUUGCCAGUGGCUCAGAGGACUGCACAGUCAUGGUGUGGCAGAUCCCAGAGAAUGGUCUGGUUUCCCCACUGACAGAGCCAGUGGUGGUACUGGAGGGGCACACCAAGCGUGUGGGUAUCAUCACCUGGCACCCCACUGCCCGAAAUGUGCUACUCAGUGCAGGCUGUGACAAUGUGGUGCUCAUCUGGAAUGUGGGCACUGCAGAGGAGCUGUACCGCCUGGACACGUUGCAUCCUGACCUCAUCUACAAUGUUAGCUGGAACCGCAAUGGGAGCCUCUUCUGCACGGCAUGCAAGGACAAGAGCGUGCGCAUCGUCGACCCCCGCCGUGGCACCCUGGUGGCAGAGCGGGAGAAAGCCCAUGAGGGGGCCCGGCCCAUGCGGGCCAUCUUCCUGGCAGAUGGCAAGGUGUUCACCACAGGCUUCAGCCGUAUGAGUGAGCGGCAGUUGGCACUCUGGGACCCAGAAAACCUCGAGGAGCCUAUGGCCCUGCAGGAGCUAGAUUCAAGCAAUGGGGCUCUGCUUCCCUUCUACGAUCCUGACACCAGCAUGGUCUACGUUUGUGGCAAGGGUGACUCCAGCAUCCGGUACUUUGAGAUCACUGAUGAACCCCCCUACAUCCACUUCCUGAACACAUUCACCAGCAAGGAGCCCCAGAGGGGCAUGGGCAGCAUGCCCAAGAGGGGCUUGGAGGUCAGCAAGUGUGAGAUUGCCCGGUUCUACAAACUGCAUGAGCGGAAAUGUGAGCCCAUUGUCAUGACUGUGCCAAGAAAGUCCGACCUCUUCCAGGAUGAUCUGUAUCCUGACACAGCUGGGCCUGAGGCAGCCCUGGAGGCUGAGGAGUGGGUGAGCGGGCAGGAUGCUGACCCCAUCCUCAUUUCACUGCGGGAAGCUUACGUGCCCAGCAAACAGCGAGACCUGAAACUCAGCCGACGCAACGUCUUAUCUGACAGCCGGCUGGCCAGCUCCAGUCGUCUGGGAGCCUCCACUUCUGCUGCCACCACCACCGAUGCCUCCCCCAGUGGCAGCCUCACAGGGGCUGGGGAGGCUGGGAAGCUAGAGGAGGUCAUGCAGGAGCUGCGGGCAUUGAGGAUACUGGUCAAAGAGCAAGGGGAGCGCAUCGGCCGCCUGGAGGAGCAGCUUGGCCGCAUGGAGAAUGGGGAUGCAUAGGGCCACGGCCCUGGGCCCACCCCCUCACUGCAUCCCCCUCCUUCAUCCCCUCCUCACUCAGCUUCUGCUGGCAGGUCACACCAGGCCACUGGCUGCCGAGCAAGGGUCUCUGUGGCAGAUCAGGGACCAGUUUGUACUUGACCAGGCCUGGGGCCCAAGUUGGAGCCACCACCUAGCUCUGGUCAUUGUUACUAUGGAGGAUUUUUACACCAAGGCAAGCUCACUUGGACUCUGAGGGACCAUUUCCCUCCCACACCCAACUCUCUCUUCCUCCCCAGAAGAAAUGGCAGGGAUGAACCCUAUAUUUUUCAUUCCAAAUAAAAUUUUCUUUCUAAAA
This is a messenger RNA of Fukomys damarensis (Damara mole-rat), 2497 nucleotides long. It is a transcript of the gene Coro1b, whose product is annotated as coronin 1B. The transcript is spliced from 10 exons. Gene Ontology annotation, molecular function: actin filament binding. The record is from RefSeq and is a predicted model, not a curated record. The coding region runs from base 700 to 2160 and encodes 486 amino acids. Lineage: Eukaryota; Metazoa; Chordata; Mammalia; Rodentia; Bathyergidae. Gene Ontology annotation, biological process: actin filament organization; cell migration.